UGUUUACUUCCCGGGUCAAAGCCCCUCCACGGCCCCAGAGCAGCCGCCGCCGCCUGCGGAGGGAGCAGGGGGGUUUACCCGGAGCCCCGGACCGAGAGCGAGUGUCUGAGCAACAUCCGCGAGUUCCUGCGCGGCUGCGGCGCCUCCCUCCGCCUGGAGACUUUUGACGCAAAUGAUCUGUAUCAGGGACAGAACUUCAGCAAGGUUCUCAGCUCCCUAGUUGCUCUAAAUAAAGUAACUGCAGACAUUGGGCUAGGAAGUGAUUCCGUAUGUGCACGGCCCUCAUCUCAUCGGAUAAAAUCUUUUGAUUCCCUUGGAUCCCAGUCUUUGCACAGUAGAACUUCAAAACUCUUUCAGGGACAGUAUCGAAGUUUGGACAUGACCGAUAACAGCAAUCACCAGCUGGUGGUGAGAGCAAAAUUCAGUUUUCAACAGACCAAUGAAGAUGAACUUUCUUUUGCAAAAGGAGACAUUAUUCAUGUUACGAGAGUGGAAGAAGGAGGCUGGUGGGAAGGGACUCACAAUGGCAAAACAGGAUGGUUUCCUAGUAACUAUGUACGAGAAAUAAAAUCAAAUGAAAAACCAGUCUCCCCCAAAUCAGGAACACUGAAGAGUCCUCCCAAAGGUUUUGAUACGUCUGCAAUUAGCAAAAGCUAUUACAAUGUGGUGCUACAAAAUAUUUUAGAAACAGAAAAUGAAUAUGCUAAGGAACUACAGACAAUGCUUUCAAACUACUUGCGACCGUUACAAGUCAGUGAAAAAUUAAACUCUGCAAAUACUUCAUAUUUAAUGGGAAACCUGGAAGAAAUCAGUUCUUACCAGCAAAUGCUUGUACAGUCAUUAGAAGAAUGCACCAAGUUGCCUGAAGCUCAGCAGAGGGUUGGAGGAUGCUUUCUAAAUUUAAUGCCACAAAUGAAAAACUUAUACCUUGCAUACUGUGCCAACCACCCGUCAGCAGUAAAUGUUCUCACAGAACACAGUGAGGAACUAGGAGAAUUUAUGGAAAUGAAAGGUGCCAACAGCCCUGGGAUCCUUGUAUUGACCACUGGCCUCAGCAAACCUUUCAUGCGCCUGGAUAAAUACCCCACGUUACUCAAAGAGCUUGAAAGGCACAUGGAGGAUUAUCAUCCCGAUCGACCAGACAUUCAGAAAUCCAUGACAGCCUUCAAAAACCUUUCCGCUCAGUGUCAAGAGGUACGGAAAAGAAAAGAACUUGAACUCCAAAUACUGACGGAAGCCAUCCGCUGCUGGGAGGGAGAGGACAUUAAAACACUGGGCAAUGUAAUUUACAUGUCCCAGGUCAUGAUUCAGUGUGCUGGAAGUGAGGAAAAGAAUGAAAGAUAUCUUCUUCUCUUCCCUAAUAUUUUGCUUAUGUUGUCUGCCAGCCCUAGGAUGAGUGGGUUUAUCUAUCAGGGAAAACUGCCAAUGACAGGAAUGACCAUCACAAAGCUAGAAGACAGCGAAAAUCACAAAAAUUCAUUUGAAAUAGCAGGAAAUAUGAUUGAGCGGAUAUUAGUAUCGUGUAACAACCAACAAGAUUUGCAUGAAUGGGUGGAUCAUCUGCAGAAGCAAACCAAAGUUACAACUGUUGGGAAUCCCACUAUUAAACCUCAUUCUGUGCCAUCUCACACUCUUCCUUCUCAUCCAGUAACACCAUCCAGCAAACAUUCAGACAGCAAACCAGUACCACUGACUCCUGCAUACCACACGCUUCCACAUCCUUCACAUCAUGGGACUCCACAUACCACUAUAAACUGGGGACCUCUGGAACCUCCUAAAACUCCCAAACCUUGGAGCUUGAGCUGUUUACGACCUGCACCUCCUCUACGGCCUUCAGCAGCUCUCUGUUAUAAAGAGGAUCUCAGUAAAAGCCCUAAAACCAUGAAAAAGCUGCUUCCUAAGCGCAAGCCUGAACGGAAGCCAUCAGACGAAGAGUUUGCACUGAGAAAAAGUACAGCUGCAUUGGAAGAAGAUGCUCAGAUUCUUAAGGUCAUUGAAGCAUACUGCACAAGUGCCAAAACACGCCAAACACUAAAUUCAACAUGGCAAGGCACUGACCUGAUGCAUAAUCACGUCUUGGCUGAUGAUGACCAAUCAAGUCUAGACUCCUUGGGUCGUCGCAGUAGCCUUUCUCGUUUGGAGCCUUCAGACCUCUCAGAAGACUCUGACUAUGACAGUAUAUGGACAGCCCAUAGUUACAGAAUGGGGUCUACAUCUCGUAAGAGCUGUUGCUCAUAUAUCUCUCACCAGAACUAAUGCACUUCUGAGCUUUUCUUAACAAAUGCUUGUUGUAUCACAGCCUGCUUUUCUUAGAUGUUUUCUUGCUGUUCCUUGUCUCUUCAAUGUGAUAUUUUAACAACUUUUGAGAGAGUUUCUGAUAUUUCAAUUGUACCUCGUGGGAGGCUCUAUUGCCAAUUUAAUACACAUAUAAUUCAGUCAUUCUAAAUUGAGAGUGUAUAUCCUGUUAAGGAUAUUAUACAUUUAGGGUUUUUUAAAAGUGACAGCCAUUGAUUUGUAGCUAUGAAUAAUCUGUUUUUUGACUUGGUCAGUGUAGCAACAAUUCCUCCCACCCCCCGAUACAGCACGUUUUUGUAUUUUGUACUGAAACCAUACUGGUUUGUGAGCUAAGUGCCAGCAAUAUGGAACUACUUUAGCCUUAUAGUGGUCUAGUUUUCUAUGUAUUAUAAACACAAGGUAUAAAGCAGGGAGAACAAGAGAAAAUAAUUUUUAAAAUAUGCAGUACAAGAACUGUAAAAUUAUUCAGAUACUCCUAUAUCUGGGCAAUCUGUAUGGCAGAGUGUUUGAUUAUCUAUGAAAAUGUUUAUAUUGCUGUCUUUUUUUCAUUGCUUAGACAUGGGUGAAGAAUCAUACAUUUUUCAAAAGUUAAGCAGUUGUCUUAAAGACCUGGAAGUCUGUGUUGUUAAAUGCAGUGUAUAGUUUCUCUCUACCAAUAGUCAUACUGUCUGUAUGUAUUAGUGUGGAGGGUUCCAGGUUUUAGACGCUGAUCUGCCUAGUAAAAUGCACAACUAUCAACAAAUCAUCGGUCCUUCUCUAUGAAAACCACAAAAUCCAAUCUGGAAAAAACCAUUCAGAAAGGUUCCCGUUAUGAAAGCUUGAGUAUCCAGCAUCUGAAACUGUUGGUAUAAUUGUGGUCAAAAUUGGGUUGUAGGAAGUCCUUAAAAGUGGAAUGCCUGGCUUUGGUUUUCACAGUUUGGAUAUAUCUGAGACAUGUAUUUAUUGUGUUUUGUAAUUGCUCUCAUAAGCACAUUGGUUUUCAGCAACCAGCUCUUCAUGCAGAGUAACUUUAGCUUUGCAGAGAACUGAAUUUGACACAUUAUAUAUUCAGUUCCAAAUGUGACACAAUAUAUAUUCUGCACCUGGGACGUUGGUGGGGGAAAGUUGUGUUCUGUAUUGUGGAUAACAUAAUUGGAAUUGAAAUGAAAACCUUUCUGUAUUCCAAAUCCUUAUUAACAUUAGCAUUAAGAAAACAGCCGCAUCCUAAAAGAGCGAUAACAUUUUUUUGCCUUCCUUAAAAUUCCAGGAUGCUGUAUUUUUUUUUUCAGAUAUGUACAGUGCUCAGUGUUCUGAUAUCACUACAUGAACAAAUUAAGAUAGGUGCAAUUGUUGCUGCCUGGGAAUUUGAUCACACUGUUUACAAGCCCUGAGGCAAUAGUAAACUCCUGCAGGUGAUUUAAGCAGGAAACCAAUGGUUACACAUGAACGAUCCCACAAGGAUGUGAAAAUGGACAAGCUGUGUUAGAAGCAGUUCAUAUCCAAAACUUCACUAUCAAUUUUUAGUGUUGAUAACCUACUUGUUACUCUAGAUAAUGAAAAUUGAGAUGCUUAUCAGAAAAAUUUCAGGGGUUUAUUAUUGUCCUAGUCAUUUUAUUGACCCUUUGUGGCAGCAAGGUACGUGAAUGCACUGUGUCUAAUAUUAACUAGGAAAAAUUGCUGAGGGGACAAAUAUAUGGUGUAUGUACUCCAUGCUAUAUCAGACAAUACCUCUGUAAACCACUUAGCUUUCAUUUUUAUUUUCAAAGUCACAUAGAGGAUUCACUUCCUAUUUAUAAUGCUGAAAGCAUGGGUCAUUUUUUCCCCUGAUUUUUUCUUUUAAAGCAGUAGUGUUCUGGUGGAAUAAUAUUGAUGUUUUUUCUGCAUUGGUUAAAUGACUGUUCAUUUACAUACUACUACUAUGUUACAUAUAUUAUGUACUGUAAAUAUUAUGAGUUUUUGAAAUAGUUGCUGCACUUAAACUUUCCUUUAUCGCUCAAAAUAAUGCUUUUGUUACCCAGAUUUUAUUGACUUUCUAUGCACCAAAGCUUUGACAGUUUACCACCAUUCAUUAUUGCAGCAAUUAAAUCGUUAACUGUCAUCAGAAUGAUGUUAUUUUAUGAUGAUGGUCUUCAGUGCCAACAUCACUGCAGAAUUAAAAAUCAUAUCUGCGUUUUCAGUGUUACAGAUCACUAGCUAUUGUCAAUUAAUCAGAAAUAUUAAUGCAAGAAGCUUAAAAAAUACCAGUGUGAAAAUGGUGGUAUUCAGUCCAAAGGUUCAGUGUUUCUAUUUUUGUGGAACUUUAGUCAUGCUAAUAAUAGUACCUUAUGUUUAUGCAAUUCUGUAAAAUAUAUGUGUACAGUUAGUAUUAUACUGAAAGAAUGCAGAAUCUGAAUUAGAAGGUAGGUUUAAGCCAUUGUCAGCUCCUUUCCAUGUGGCUUAAAUGGUGUUUCCAUUAAAUGAGUAUUUAACAUAAAUUGACACCAAGCUAUAUUAAUUGUGUUUUUUGCAUAAUCUUGCCAAAACACAGUAAUGUGUAUAUAGUGACGUAAAACAUUGACAGAUCUAUAUAUUGUGCAUUUCAUUUGUGAAUGGGAAAAGCCAUCUUUAGUAGGUGACUGACUUUUGAAAAUACAAACUGGAUGUAUAUCUAAAUGUUGCAUUGUAUUGUACAGUAUGCCUAUUAUUGUUUGUGGUUGCAUAUAGCAAUUAAGUGUUUUGUUUUAUAAAAAAAAAAAAAAAAGGACAUCUGUUAUGUACAGUUGAAAUAAAUUUUGCAUUUGCUAGCCUGUGACUAAUAUUUAAUCAUUAUACAGGGGAAAGGACAGCAUUACUUACAAUUUCACAUUUGUUUGGCUUUUCUGAAAGUAGCAUAAUAAAAUGAAAGCCAAAUGCUAAAAUAAGAGAACCAACCUGCUUUAGUGAAGGUGUUCAUGUAUGAUUUGUGUUUAAUGUAAUCUAGACAGUCUAAUGUAAUCCAUCAUAGUAUAAGUUAUUCUGUGUCCUGCUGUUUUUUUGUUUUUUUUUCUUAUUUUAAAACUUUCCAUCUCUAGAGAUAUUGUCAUCUACAGAACAUGUUUCCCAUUUCCAUUUAUGGAAAUAGUGUUUCCCCCCUUAAUAUGAGAAAACUUAAAUUGAUUUUUGUCAAUUUAUCCUUGGUAGCGGAACAGGCAAAGCAGUCGCUCAGGAGGAAAUUGGAUCAAUUUAUAAAAGAUUGAAUAAAAUAUGCAGAGGGCCUAGUACACAGGAACAAACAGUACAAAUUAGUGCAUAUAUCUGUGGUCUUAAAGUUUUGCUGCUAAUGUAGCAAUUCUUUUCUAGCCCCACGGCCAUCUAACUGAAUGGUGAGCAUAAUCUUUUCUGAUGAACAUCUGUAUCAAUUAGGGAAAUGUGGGCAAGUCUGUAUCUAAAGUAAGUAUUCUUUGUAUAUCCUUUAAAAUUUUUUCUUAGGGCUCUUCAUACAGUCAUUAUUCCAAAAGUAGAAAGCCCCUUAUUUAGUAUUACUCCAUUCAUAUACGCCAGCUGUGCGUCCUGUUAUUUUUUCCAAGGAUUUACUUGUGUCUAUAAACUCUUUAAAAUUGCUCCAAAAAAUGACUGAAUUUGACAUAUUGGCAUACAAAUAAAAUGAUGGAUUUUUAGUUCCCAGCCCUACAAACUCAGCCUGAGAUCGGAAAGUCCUGCUAGGUUCUUUCCUACUGAUGUAUAACCACCAGCAACAAAGUUUCGUCAGAUCAGCUUCUGUCUUUAGCUAAUAACUGCACCUGUGCAGCCCCUUUGUACUUAAGCAUAUCUUUGCAACCUAGUGGUUUUCAAUAGUAUUUGAUACGUUAGACUUAGGGCAAAAUUUUGCUCUGCAGUUGGAACCUGGUUAACAAUUCCCUUGAUGCACAAGAAAGCACAGAAUACCGCUCACUCUUCUUUAGAUCUGUACGGGCUAACAGGAAUAAAAAGUAGCAAAAACUUAUUCUGAAAACACACACGGCCUAGAGGUACCAUUUUUAGGGUUCUUCACAGUAGAACACUCUGUAAAGUUUGUUCAAUGGGCAACUGGGUGCCUGAUUUGGCAGCAGUAUCCAUCUGUGUUAAUUAUUAGAAUGUGAAUAAUGCAGUGAAAAGUUGAACAUUUAAAGUAUGCACAGGUCUGAUUUGCACGUGAAUAUACCACAAGUGUACAUCCAAAUGGCCAGUUAGAUACCUAACUAGUAGGGCUGUCAAGCAAUUAAAAAAAUGAAUUGCGAUUAAUCAUACCGUUAAUAAUAGAAUACCAUUUAUUGAAAUAUUUGGAUGUUUUCUACAUUUUCAAAUAUAUUGAUUUUCAGUUACAACACAAUACCAAGUUACAGUGCCCACUUCAUAUUAUUUUUUUAUUACAAAUAUUUGCACUGUGAAAAAGAUAAUAGAGAGUAUUUCAGUUCACCUCAUACAAGUACUGUAGUGCAAUCUCUUUAUCGUGAAAGUGCAACUUACAAAUGUAGAAUUUUUUUAACGUAACCGCAUUCAAAAAUAAAACAAUGUAAAACUGUAGACAGUGUUUCUCAAGCUUUUGAUGCUGGCUACCCCAACUGGACUUAAAAAAAAAAUCAUGACCCCACCCACUAGAAAAAAAAUCGUGAUCCCCCUGCAUUCAGCCUCUUGGGGCACAGGCCUUCGGCCCCCCUCGGGGUGCGAGCCUUCGGCCCCGCUGACUCCGAAGUCCGAUUAACACAUUAAAAAAAUUUACGCGUUAAUCAUUCUGUCACUUAAUCCUUAAUUGACAGGCCUAAUGCAAGGUGAAAGGUCAUGGGGACUUAAUAGUUGGAAGUGACGAAGGAGUGUUUUGGUUGAUGACUAUGAGCUGCCAAUGUGAUGCAGCUGUGAAAAAGGCUAAUUCAGUCCUAGCAUGCAUCAGGCAAAGUAUUUCCAGUAGAGACAGGGAAGUGUUAUUACCGUUGUACAAGGCUCUGAUGAAACCUCAUCUGGAAUACUGGGUGCAAUUCUGGUCUCCCAUGUUUAACAAAGAUGAUUUCAAACUGGAACAGGUUCAGAGAAGGGCUGCUAGGAUGAUCAGAGGAAUGGAGAAAUUACCUUACAAGAGGAGAUUUAAGGACUUUGGCUGAUUUAGCCUAAC
Molecule: messenger RNA, 7378 nt
Organism: Chelonia mydas (Green sea turtle)
Lineage: Eukaryota; Metazoa; Chordata; Testudines; Cheloniidae
Gene: ARHGEF7
Product: Rho guanine nucleotide exchange factor 7
Exons: 19
Coding region: 379-2256 (625 amino acids)
Biological process (GO): intracellular signal transduction
Molecular function (GO): protein binding; guanyl-nucleotide exchange factor activity
Source: RefSeq, a predicted model, not a curated record